This is a messenger RNA of Hevea brasiliensis (rubber tree), 1380 nucleotides long. RefSeq names its product WAT1-related protein At4g08300. Lineage: Eukaryota; Viridiplantae; Streptophyta; Magnoliopsida; Malpighiales; Euphorbiaceae. Bases 14 to 1225 code for a protein of 403 amino acids. Gene Ontology annotation, cellular component: plasma membrane. The record is from RefSeq and is a predicted model, not a curated record. Gene Ontology annotation, molecular function: transmembrane transporter activity. The transcript is spliced from 7 exons.
UGAUAGUCUUGGCAUGCACUAUACUUCCAAGAAAGAAAGUAAACUAAAGAGAGAGAUGGCAGACAGAAACCCAUGUAGGAUUCUGUGCCAGGGGCUUGCCAAAGCUAAGCCUUUCCUGGCAAUGGUCUCUCUGCAAUUUGGGUAUUCAGGAAUGUAUAUUAUCACCAUGGUUUCUCUGAAGCAUGGCAUGAGCCAUUAUAUACUUGCUGUGUAUCGUCAUGUAGUUGCAACUCUUGUCAUCGCACCUUUUGCACUUGUUCUUGAAAGGAAAAUAAGGCCAAAGUUGACACUCCCUAUCUUCCUAAGAAUAAUGUUGCUUGGUUUUCUAGAGCCAGUGCUUGAUCAGAAUUUGUACUAUGUUGGAAUGAAAUUCACAUCAGCAACAUUUGCAUCUGCUUCAGUCAAUGUCCUUCCUGCCAUAACCUUUAUAUUGGCAAUUAUUUUCAGAUUGGAAAGGGUCAACGUGAAGAAGAUACAUGAUGUGGCCAAGAUUGUUGGAACAGGAAUUACUGUUGCAGGAGCAAUGGUUAUGACUUUGUACAAAGGUCCAAUCAUCGAUUUCAUAAGGUCACAUGGAACUGGAAGCCACCAUGUAAGCAGCAGCAGUCAACCAAGUGACCAGCAUUGGGUUACAGGGACACUAAUGCUCCUGGCAAGUUGCCUAGGCUGGGCAGGUUUCUUUAUAUUGCAAUCAUUUACGUUGAAGCUAUACCCAGCAGAGCUCUCCCUCACAGCCUUGAUAUGCUUGACGGGUAUGGUGGAAGGAGCAGUUGUGUCUCUUGUGAUGGAACGUGACAUGAGUGCCUGGAAAAUAGGAUUCGACUCCAGGCUUCUUGCUGCUGUUUACACUGGAGUGGUUUGCUCUGGAGUUGCAUACUAUAUGCAAGGAAUGGUAAUCAAGGAAAGAGGCCCUGUUUUCGUAACCUCUUUUAGCCCUCUGUGCAUGAUCAUCACUGCUGCCCUCGGAACCAUUAUUCUAGCUGAGCAACUUCACAUUGGAAGUGUAAUUGGAGCAGUUUUCAUAGUUAUUGGCCUUUACACUGUUGUGUGGGGUAAAAGCAAGGAUCAAACAAACUCAAAAACACCAGCAUUGGCAAAUGAGAAAAUUGACAACCUGGAAUUGCCAAUCACUGAUACUACUGCUAAAUCAGCAACCAAUGUUGAUAAUUGUAUCCAGCAUGGAACUUCCAAGCUUCCAGCGAAGAGCACCCUGCUGCCAGCAUGAAAUUAUUGCGGAGAAAUGUACAAUAAUUUAACAUAUUGUACAAGUAGUAUGGGACUAUAUAUAUGCAUAUAUAGCCCUCUCUUUCAUAAAUCUAUUCUAAGAUUUUGGUCACUAAUUAUAUAUGAUUAUAUAAGCCUUUUCUUUUUGUUGUUAAA